This is a messenger RNA of Salvia hispanica, 906 nucleotides long. RefSeq names its product Yippee family putative zinc-binding protein. The record is from RefSeq and is a predicted model, not a curated record. Lineage: Eukaryota; Viridiplantae; Streptophyta; Magnoliopsida; Lamiales; Lamiaceae.
UCACAUACACUACACGUAACGUUAUUGUGGAGUUUCACUUCGACAAAAGUGUGUGAUGAUUGCCAUUUAAAUAUACGUGUAUUCUUGUCUUUCGUUUCUUGCACUCUUUGUUCUUGCCUUCUUGAAAUCUUAAUUCAUCUUCAAUUCUGCCGUUUGCCGAGGAUAGAUGGGGAGAGUGUUUGCUGUGACUCUCGAGGGAAAGAUCUAUAGUUGCAAGCACUGUGGAACUCAUCUAGCGCUUGAUGAUGAUAUCGUCUCCAAGUCUUUCCACAGCAGGCAUGGAAAGGCUUAUCUCUUCAGUAAAGUAGCAAAUGUAACGCUUGGCGAGAAGGAAGAGAGAAUGAUGAUGACUGGAUCACACAUAGUUGUUGAUAUAUUCUGCGUCCAAUGUGGUUCAAUUGUUGGAUGGAAAUAUGAAACUGCUCGUGAAAAGAGUCAAAAGUACAAAGAAGGAAAAUCUGUUCUUGAGCGGUUUAAGAUAUCCGGGCCAGAUGGAAGCAAUUAUUGGGUUAGCCACGGAGCACAUUUCGGAGGAAGUGAUGCUGAUGAUGUCUGAAUCAGUCAGCUCGAUCCUAAUCACAAAUGAAUAUCGUCAUCUUCAAUUGUACAUUCGUAAACCUCUUCAUUCUUCUUCUUUGACUCUGCUUCUGAAUUGAUGAUUGGAUGGACUGUUACCAUCGGAUUAACAUCUCGUUUGCUGUUGUUACGUGGUUCGUUUACAUUCCGAUGGCAUUUAAUUUCUCAAGGAACUGACAUUGCUCAUUAGGUCUUCAUGUGUAGUUUAUGUUCAGAAUGAGCUGAUGUCUUAGUUUCAUGAUUGUUUGAGUUGGCCUUUGGUUUGAAUUGGACAUAUAAAUGUACAAAUAAUAAAAUACUAUUAACUUGACACAAUUUGUUAAUAUUGCA